Messenger RNA from Ictalurus furcatus (blue catfish), 1574 nucleotides. Its product is annotated as olfactory receptor 2AT4-like. Bases 504 to 1490 code for a protein of 328 amino acids. Gene Ontology annotation, biological process: G protein-coupled receptor signaling pathway. Gene Ontology annotation, cellular component: membrane. Gene Ontology annotation, molecular function: olfactory receptor activity; G protein-coupled receptor activity. The record is from RefSeq and is a predicted model, not a curated record. The transcript has a single exon. NCBI's taxonomy places the organism in Eukaryota, Metazoa, Chordata, Actinopteri, Siluriformes, Ictaluridae.
GCAGGAUAUGUUGAUAACUGUGCAUUUUAAAGCAAAGUUAGCUGUACCCUACUGUGACAGAUAUUUAAUCAAAAUACUUGUUCUUUGUUAAUAAGAAGAACGCUGAAUAUUUAUGGAAAGGUAGUGGUUCAAAAUCAUAGUGUAUACUGUAUCUAGCAAUCAUGCAGUCUGAAUAUGUAAAGCAAGUGGGUUUACUCGCAAAGGGUAUGGUCAGAUACAAAUAAUUACGUCAAAAGUAUGCGCAAAGCCUCAACAGUGAGGGUUUAAAAGGCUCAUCCCUCAGUCUGUGGGCAGCUUUGUAAGAGCCUGGAUCAAAAUUUAGGGAAGGUAUGAUUCAAGUGUUGUGGAUACAGUAUCUUUUAUAUAUCUUUAUUAUAUUUUGUAUCUUCCACAUAUACAUAUAUGAUUUCACUAAAUGAAAAAUUCAUUUUAAACCAAGAAAGAUUUUUUAACUGUAGUCUUGUGUAAAAUAUAUUGUAAACAAUUAUGCUCUUUUUUGUCAGAUGUCUAUCUAUACUGAAACACUGUACAAAAACAGCACGACCAAUAUUCCUGAAUUUGUCCUUGAAGGAUUCACAGGAAUUCCUGCUAAGUAUUAUGGAUUGGUAGGAACCUUUUUCUUCUUCAUUUAUCUGAUGCUGGCAUCUGGGAACGUUUUCAUCCUUGUAUUUGUGGCAUGUGAAAAAAGUCUUCAGAAGCCAACGUAUAUCAUCUUCUGUAAUCUUGCAAUAUCAGAUCUUGGAUUUGGAACUACAACUCUGCCCAGAAUCAUUGCUAAGUACUGGAUGUCAGAGAUCAUUUCAUUCAAUGGUUGUUUUACACAAAUGUAUUUUGUCCAUUAUUUUGGGACUUGCACCUCAUUUCUUAUGGCAUUAAUGGCCCUUGAUCGAUUUGUUGCCAUAUGUAACCCAUUGAGAUAUCCAGUUCUGAUUACACACACCACUAUUGCAAUUCUUUGUUCAGUGCUUUGGAUAGGAACCCUCCUCCAGCUUGGUGUCAUUACUGCACAUAUCCUUAGUGUGCCUUAUUGUGGCCCAAAUAUUAUACGUCACUGCUACUGUGACCAUAUUUCAGUAAGAAAUCUAGCAUGUGCAGACAUAACAGCCAUAAAAGACACUAGUUUUGCCAUAGCUAUGACUGUACUGUGGGGUCCUUUAAUUUAUAUCAUAUUUUCUUAUGUGGCCAUCAUUAUUUCAGUCAUGAAAAUCUCAAAUAAAGAUGGACGCUAUAAAGCCUUUUUAACAUGUACUCCACAGCUAUUUAUUAUCUGCCUGUACUAUCUUCCCAGAAGUUUUGUAUAUAUUGCAUUUAAUGUUGGAUUUCGUGUUGAAUCAAAUCUCCGCAAUGCAGUGGUAAUGACGUACAGUCUUUUCCCUGCCCUCAUUAAUCCACUCAUCUACUGCUUUAGGACCAAAGAAAUUAAGGACACAUUAAUGAAAAAAUUAAAGCAAAGACAGGUGAGGGUAAAUAGAAAAAGUAUUUUAACCUAAAGAAAAUUAUAUCUUAUCCAAUUUGUUUUCAACUGUAAUUACAUUUAAUAACAUCAGUAACAUUUUAAAAUGCAGGAAAACAUG